AUGAUGAAGAAGAGCGUCGUGAAGAACCGCGCGCCGGCGCCCAUCCAGAUCACGGCCGAGCAGAUUCUGCUGGAGGCCAACCAGCGCAAAGAAGAGGUCGCCCCGCCCCCGCGUCGUCGCAUCGCCGAUGCCGCAGAGCUCGCCGAGUACCGCAUGGGGAAGCGCAAAGCGUUCGAAGACGAGUUGCGCCGCCAGCGCCACCACAUUGGGACGUGGGUGAAGUAUGCGACAUGGGAAGAAAGUCAGCACGAGUUCGCGCGGGCCCGCAGCGUGUUUGAGCGCGCGCUGGACGUGGACUACAAGGCCACGACGCUUUGGCUUAAGUACGCCGAGAUGGAGAUGCGGCACAAGUGCGUCAACCACGCGCGGAACGUCUGGGACCGCGCGGUGACGCUGUUGCCGCGUGUACCGCAAUUGUGGUACAAGUACGCGUUCAUGGAGGAGAUGCUGGGCAACGUGCCAGCGGCGCGGCGCGUGUUUGAGCGCUGGAUGGCGUGGCAGCCGGACGAACAGGCGUGGUACUCGUACAUUAAGCUCGAGAUGCGGGUCCAGGACAUUGGACGCGCGCGGGCGCUGUACGAACGCUAUGUGGCGUGUCAUCCUGGCGAGAAAGCGUACUUGAAGUAUGCCAAGUGGGAAGAACAGUCGCAGAAGCAGCUGGCACUGGCGAGGACAGUGUACGAGCGAGCGCUCGAGGAGCUCCGUCGGGACGAAACGACGGAGCGGAUGUAUUUGGCGUUCGCUCGCUUUGAAGAGCGAUGUCGCGAGCUCGAACGGGCGCGUGCAGUGUUCAAGUACGCACUCGACACGUUGCCAAAAGAAGAGGCGCCGGCACUUUAUCGCGCGUUUAUCACGUUUGAGAAACAACAUGGCGACAAGGAGAGGAUCGAGCAAGUGGUGAUUGCCAAGCGACGCGUUGUGUACGAGCAGCAAGUGUCGGCGAAUGCAUUGGACUAUGACUCGUGGCUCGAGUACAUUAAGCUUGAGGAGCAUGAGGCGGUAGAUUCGCAGUCGUUUGGUACUGUGCGUGACGUGUAUGAGCGCGCGAUCGCGAAUGUACCACCAAUUGCAGAAAAGAAGUACUGGCGCCGGUAUGUCUAUCUCUGGAUCAAGUAUGCGUUGUUUGAAGAGCUGCUGGCGGGCGACAAUGACGACAGCGGUACCUCGUCCGAGCGCUGUAAACAGGUGUACCAGACGUGCUUGAAACUGAUUGCGCACGAGAAGUUUACGUUUGCCAAGAUUUGGAUUCUCUACGCCAAGUUCCUCAUCCGACAGCGUGACGUCCAAGCUGCACGUUUGACGCUUGGAGAAGCGUUAGGUCGCUGCCCAAAGAAGAAGCUCUUUACUAGCUACAUUGAGUUGGAGCUCAUGAUGGGCAAAAUUGACCGCUGCCGCAAGAUUUACAUGCGCUUUCUCGAGUUUGAUCCGCAAAACUGUGAAACGUGGCAAAAGUACGCCAUGCUGGAGCGGCAGGUGGGUGAGCUUGAGCGCGCGCGGGCAAUCUACGAACUGGCCAUCGCGCAGCCAGUGUUGGACAUGCCCGAGAUGAUUUGGAAGCACUACAUUGACUUUGAGAUCGAAAAUGGUGAGCGUGACAACACGCGCGCACUGUAUGAGCGACUGUUGGAGCGCACGAAACACGUAAAGGUCUGGAUUAGUUUCGCACAGUUCGAGGCGUCGGCUCUUGGUGACAAGGAGGCUCAAGGCGAUAAUCUGGAGGCCGCUCGCGAUGUCUUUGAGCGUGCAUUGCGGUAUAUGAAGGAGCAAGGCAGUGAUGGGCUAAAGGAAGACCGCGUCUUGUGCAUCGACACGUGGCUAGCGAUGGAAAAGAAGGGCGGCGACGCCGAGAUGAUUACGAAGGUCAGCGAGAUGGUACCGCGCAAAGUCACGAAGCAGCGCAUGGCGUAUGCACAGGACGGGACGGAAUUGGGUCUCGAAGAGUACACGGACUACAUCUUCCCAGAUGAUGAGCAGGCGCAGUCGCACAUGAAGCUCCUGCAGGCUGCACAACUGUGGAAGCAGAAGAAGCGCGCACGAGAAGAAGCUGCGAGUGCAAAAUGCGACGAGAAAUAA
Hyaloperonospora brassicae is the source of this 2073-nucleotide messenger RNA. Lineage: Eukaryota; Oomycota; Peronosporomycetes; Peronosporales; Peronosporaceae. The record is from the annotation of a GenBank genome assembly.